Messenger RNA from Penaeus indicus, 1278 nucleotides. Its product is annotated as basic proline-rich protein-like. The annotation marks the transcript as partial. The record is from RefSeq and is a predicted model, not a curated record. Lineage: Eukaryota; Metazoa; Arthropoda; Malacostraca; Decapoda; Penaeidae. The transcript has 3 exons.
AUGACAAAGCUCGCAAACAAGGCCCUCUGCGCUAUUGGCUUUAACUCUUUGGCCUUUCCAUCGAGUGUCUUUGCAGCCAUGUUAACUAUGUCGAGGAAGGCGAGUCGGGUGGCCGUCGAGAGCUCAAAGCAAGGACAAAAACAAUGGUCAAGUAAGGACGACGUACGUCCUCCUCCUCCUCCUCCUCCUCCUCCUCCUCCUCCUCCUCCUCCUCCUCCUCCUCCUCCUCCUCCUCCUCCUCCUCCUCCUCCUCCUCCUCCUCCUCCUCCUCCUCCUCCUCCUCCUCCUCCUCCUCCUCCUCCUCCUCCUCCUCCUCCUCCUCCUCCUCCUCCUCCUCCUCCUCCUCCUCCUCCUCCUCCUCCUCCUCCUCCUCCUCCUCCUCCUCCUCCUCCUCCUCCUCCUCCUCCUCCUCCUCCUCCUCCUCCUCCUCCUCCUCCUCCUCCUCCUCCUCCUCCUCCUCCUCCUCCUCCUCCUCCUCCUCCUCCUCCUCCUCCUCCUCCUCCUCCUCCUCCUCCUCCUCCUCCUCCUCCUCCUCCUCCUCCUCCUCCUCCUCCUCCUCCUCCUCCUCCUCCUCCUCCUCCUCCUCCUCCUCCUCCUCCUCCUCCUCCUCCUCCUCCUCCUCCUCCUCCUCCUCCUCCUCCUCCUCCUCCUCCUCCUCCUCCUCCUCCUCCUCCUCCUCCUCCUCCUCCUCCUCCUCCUCCUCCUCCUCCUCCUCCUCCUCCUCCUCCUCCUCCUCCUCCUCCUCCUCCUCCUCCUCCUCCUCCUCCUCCUCCUCCUCCUCCUCCUCCUCCUCCUCCUCCUCCUCCUCCUCCUCCUCCUCCUCCUCCUCCUCCUCCUCCUCCUCCUCCUCCUCCUCCUCCUCCUCCUCCUCCUCCUCCUCCUCCUCCUCCUCCUCCUCCUCCUCCUCCUCCUCCUCCUCCUCCUCCUCCUCCUCCUCCUCCUCCUCCUCCUCCUCCUCCUCCUCCUCCUCCUCCUCCUCCUCCUCCUCCUCCUCCUCCUCCUCCUCCUCCUCCUCCUCCUCCUCCUCCUCCUCCUCCUCCUCCUCCUCCUCCUCCUCCUCCUCCUCCUCCUCCUCCUCCUCCUCCUCCUCCUCCUCCUCCUCCUCCUCCUCCUCCUCCUCCUCCUCCUCCUCCUCCUCCUCCUCCUCCUCCUCCUCCUCCUCCUCCUCCUCCUCCUCCUCCUCCUCCUCCUCCUCCUCCUCCUCCUCCUCCUCCUCCUCCUCCUCCUCCUCCUCCUCCUCCUCCUCCUCCUCCUCCUCCUCCUCCUCCUCCUCCUCCU